Molecule: messenger RNA, 1605 nt
Organism: Zingiber officinale
Lineage: Eukaryota; Viridiplantae; Streptophyta; Magnoliopsida; Zingiberales; Zingiberaceae
Product: G-type lectin S-receptor-like serine/threonine-protein kinase At2g19130
Exons: 1
Coding region: 1-1605 (534 amino acids)
Biological process (GO): recognition of pollen; protein phosphorylation
Molecular function (GO): protein kinase activity; ATP binding
Source: RefSeq, a predicted model, not a curated record
AUGCAGCGAUCGGCUUGGAUGGAGAAUUCGAAGUCAUGGAUGCCCUUCUGGUCUGAACCAAAAACCAAGUGCUCAGUUUAUGGGGUAUGUGGAUCUUUUGGGAGCUGCAAUGACUUCACUUCACCCUUCUGUAACUGUGUUAAGGGUUUCAGGAUCAAGUCUCAGACAGAUUGGGAUUUGGGUGAUAGAAGUCAGGGUUGUGAGAGGAUGACUGCUUUACAAUGCGGUGGUCUAAACAACAACUCUGCCAGUUCAGAGAAAGAUGGCUUCUUUGAGAUAACAAACGUUAGGCUACCUGAUAGCCCCAACACUUUGGCCACAGCUGCAAGUAGGGAAGGCUGCGAGUUGGCUUGCUUGAGUAAUUGCACUUGCAGUGCUUAUUCUUACAAUGGUAGUGGCUGCUUUGUUUGGCAUGGAGGGUUGCUGAAUCUGCAAGAACAAUAUAAUGAAGCUGAUGCAGGUAGUCUUUACCUACGCUUGUCUGCCUCGGAGUUGCAAACUUCUGAAAGAAACAAGAAGAAAGUGGCAGGUUGGGCUAUCAUCGGUGCCAUUGUUCUGGCCAUCUUAGUUUCUAUCGUUCCUGCCACUUUGAUUGUGGUUAAGAAGCGAGAAAGUAGGCGGAUGAUUGAGAAAGCAAAGGCUAUGCAGAGUGGCCUCGUCUCGUUCUCAUACAGUGAGCUGCAGCAAGCCACACGAAAGUUCUCAAAGAAGCUCGGGGGAGGGGGCUUUGGAUCAGUGUUUAAAGGAUCGUUGCCUGGCUCAAUUGAUAUUGCUGUGAAGAAGCUUGAGGGCCUUUACCAAGGCGAGAAGCAGUUCCGAGCGGAGGUGAGCACACUAGGAGCCAUUCAACAUGUAAACCUCAUUAGGCUAAUCGGCUUUUGCUCUCAAGGGACCAAGAAGUUGUUGGUCUAUGAGUUCAUGCCAAGCGGUUCGUUAGCUGAUCAGCUUUUUCGUAGCAACUCGAAUGUCUUGGACUGGAAAACAAGAUAUCAAAUUGCCAUCGGAACUGCUAGAGGAUUAGCCUAUCUCCACGAGCAAUGUAGGGACAACAUCAUACAUUGUGACAUAAAGCCAGAGAACAUACUGUUGGACGAUGCACUUGUUCCAAAAGUAGCUGAUUUUGGUUUAGCAAAGCUCGUCAGUAGGAACUUUAGCAGAGUUCUCACAACCAUUCGAGGAAGUAGAGGGUACAUUGCCCCCGAAUGGAUUUUAGGUAUGUCCAUCACUACAAAAGUAGAUGUUUACAGCUACGGAAUGAUGUUAUUCGAGAUCAUAUCAGGAAAAAGAAACCUAAUGCAUACAGGAGAAAGUAGUUUCGAGUUCUUCCCCUUAGUCGCAACAAACAAACUCAUAAUUGGAGAUAUCAAAAGCUUGCUAGACCAAAGGCUAGAGGGUAAAGCCAACUCGGAAGAGUAUGAAAAAGCUUGUAAAAUUGCUUGCUGGUGCAUUCAAGAUGACGAGAACUCAAGGCCAACGAUGAGUCAAAUUGUUCAAGCUCUAGAGGGCAAUUUAGAUGUAAGCAUUCCUCCUGUUCCAAGGUCACUUCAAGUCCUAAACGAGUCAUGGACCAAGAGCAUCAAUUCCUCUAGUUCACAUCAGAGCUAA